Molecule: messenger RNA, 693 nt
Organism: Protobothrops mucrosquamatus (brown spotted pit viper)
Lineage: Eukaryota; Metazoa; Chordata; Lepidosauria; Squamata; Viperidae
Gene: KCNIP2
Product: potassium voltage-gated channel interacting protein 2
Exons: 8
Coding region: 1-693 (230 amino acids)
Biological process (GO): regulation of potassium ion transmembrane transport
Cellular component (GO): voltage-gated potassium channel complex
Molecular function (GO): calcium ion binding; potassium channel regulator activity
Source: RefSeq, a predicted model, not a curated record
AUGAACCUGGAAGGUCUGGAGAUGAUUGCUGUUUUGGUGGUUCUGGUCCUCUUCAUUAAAGUGCUGGAGCAAUUUGGGCUCUUUGAGCCUGUCUCCUUGGAAGACAGCGUAGAGGAUGAGCUUGAACUCGCCACUGUUUGUCAUCGGCCUGAGGGUCUGGAACAACUACAGGAACAAACUAAGUUCAGCCGCAAAGAACUACAAGUCUUAUACCGAGGCUUCAAGAAUGAAUGCCCUAGUGGGAUUGUUAAUGAAGAGAGCUUCAAGCAGAUCUACUCACAAUUCUUCCCACAGGGAGAUUCUAGUACAUAUGCAACUUUUCUUUUCAACGCAUUUGAUACUGAUCACGAUGGCUCUGUCAGCUUUGAGGAUUUUGUGGCUGGUUUGUCCAUUAUUCUCCGUGGCACUAUAGAUGAUCGGCUCAGUUGGGCCUUCAAUCUCUAUGAUCUGAACAAAGAUGGCUGUAUCACCAAAGAGGAAAUGUUGGAUAUAAUGAAAUCCAUUUAUGACAUGAUGGGCAAGUACACUUAUCCAGCCAUGAGAGAAGAGGCACCCCAGGAACAUGUGGAAAAUUUUUUCCAGAAAAUGGAUCGGAACAGAGAUGGUGUGGUGACUAUCGAUGAAUUCAUUGAAUCCUGUCAGAAGGAUGAAAACAUCAUGUGUUCCAUGAAGCUUUUUGACAAUGUGAUCUAG